AAAAAAAAAAAGAUAAGAUAAUGGAUCUUGUAUGUUGCACAAGUUGGUCUUUAUUUGUAAUAAUAUAGGAAUGGAUUGCUGUUACUGUUACAUUGAGAGGGGGCUUUUGCCUCUUAAACUAUGUUGGAGACUGUAUUGUUGUCACUUUUAUUUUCUUUCAACUAAUUGUGAAAGUGUACUUUGGUCACUGUUGAGGAAUGAGGGAGAGGGGACAAAGUUCAAGGAGGCAGGGAGGGGGUGAAGAGGAAGAAGGUUCAAAUAAAAGAAAAUUGACCUUUGAAAGCUAAAAAGCAAGUGGAGACCAAAAACCAGCCAACUCACGAUUCAUCGAGAGGAAAGUAAACAUCAAGAAAAAGAAAAGUGUUGGGGUUUUUUUUUUUCGCCAGUGAAAGGGAUUACAAAUAUAAUGGCACCCUGCUUUCCCCAUCUGGCCAAGCUUUGAGUGUGUAACCAACACAUGAGAGCAGAGAGUUUGUUUGCAAAGCGGGAGCAGGUAAGACAUCAGCGUAAUGGAGGGUGAGGAGAGGACCGGGGCUGCCAUGGCGAGAUCCAACCGUCUGACGGCCCUCCAGGAACAGCUGGUCUGGGCCUUGCUAGAAUCAGGCCUGUCCCGUGAGGUCUUGAUCCACGCAAUGGGGGAACUGGAACGAGAAAGGGCGAACACAACAGACAAGGGAGAGAGGGGGGAUGGGGAGAGCUCCGAGGAGGGAGAAAUGGAUUACCCACCGCCGAUAUUCCGAGAUUUGGAGAAACUUCCCCCAGAGGAGGCCGCCAAACUGAGGGCUGAAGUGGAACAGCUCCUGCAGGAGGACCCGUGGCAUGUUGCAAAAAUGGUCAAAAGCUACAUGCAGCAACAUAAUCUCCCUCAAAGAGAAGUGGUAGAGUCCACAGGACUCAAUCAAUCGCAUCUCUCCCAGCACCUCAACAAGGGCACGCCGAUGAAGAACCAGAAAAGAGCUGCACUGUACAGCUGGUACGUCAAGAAGCAGUGUGAAAUCAGCCAGCAAUUCACCAAUGCCAAACAUGGCCUCACCUCCAUGGAGGAGCAGGGUGAGGACUCCAGGAAGGGUCGGAGAAACCGAUUCAAAUGGGGUCCAGCUUCCCUGCAGAUCCUUUUCCAUGCCUAUGAACGCCAGAAGAACCCAAGCAAGGAGGAGAGAGAACGCUUAGUGGAGGAGUGUAACAGGUGGAAGACAAAGGCAGAGUGUCUCCAGAGGGGAGUGUCCCCUUCACAGCUUGCUGGCCUGGGCUCCAACCUGGUCACUGAGGUCAGGGUGUAUAAUUGGUUUGCAAACCGGAGAAAAGAGGAAGCCUUCCGGCACAAACUAGCUCUUGACGGGCCUUUCACCAGCCACACGGGUUCUUCUUCCAACCCCAACCUUUCUUCAAGUCCAGAGCUCACUUCCAAAUACAGCCAUCAAAUCCAAUGCGAUACCCUGAGGUCAGCCAGAGUUACUGGAGGAGACAAUGUGGGACGCCUUGUGGUCAGUCCUGUCCAUCUAGAGCCAAGCCACACACUCCUCGACAACCACCAUCCCAAAUUGGUUUCCAGUGGAGGCCCACUUCCCCCUGUAAGCACUCUGACGUCACUGCACAGUUUGUCCUCGUCCCCUGCAUCCUCACAAGGCCUCAUUAUGGCUUCUCUGCCCAGUGUCAUGAGCCUAGCAGAGUCUUCACUUCUCAUUGGUCUAGCUUCAACACAAUCUCAAACAGUCCCAGUCAUAAACAACAUGGGAGGUGGUUUCACGACUCUGCAGCCAAUCUCAUUCCAGCAGCAGCAGCAGCUUCAUGCACAGCAGCCAAUGCCACAGCAGCUCCAAAGUCAAAUGGGUUCCAGUCCAUUUAUGGCGACCAUGGCACAGCUUCCAAGUCACAUGUACAACAAGACUGAUUCACCACAGUACCCCUCAUCUAGUCUUCUGUCUCAGGCCAUGGUCAUCACUGACAGCAGUAGCCUGGGCACACUAACCAGCCUUGCAUCUGUCAGACAGAUUUUAACAGCUGAUCCAGAGGAGCAGACAGACCCUUCACUGCAGGAAAAUUCUUUACACCUACAGCCACACACACCUGGACCAGCAUCCAGCCAGAGCCCAGAGAUGUAUCCUGCCUCCCAAACAACAGACAGCCACCAGGCUCACCUUCUGUCACCUUCACCAACAGACAUUAGCACUUACAUUCCUACACAAAUGGUCUCUACAGCACAGUAGUGCUGUGCUCCAGAAAUGCCUCCCCAACACCAAGGUGACCAAGGAGCUGCUCAGAAAGGAAUGUUGCAUCUCAUUUAACAAAGUUCUGAGAUGACAGCCACAAGUUGUUCAGAUGUUAGAAAUUCAGAGACAACAUAGCUCUAAUAUGAACAAGGAACAGUGUUGAUUUACUUUUUAGACCAAAAUAUAAAAUCAAAUUUGAUAACAAAAUGUAUUUUACUUAAAUACUUUUU
Syngnathoides biaculeatus (alligator pipefish) is the source of this 2440-nucleotide messenger RNA. It is a transcript of the gene hnf1a, whose product is annotated as HNF1 homeobox a. The record is from RefSeq and is a predicted model, not a curated record. Gene Ontology annotation, biological process: positive regulation of DNA-templated transcription; regulation of transcription by RNA polymerase II; insulin secretion. Gene Ontology annotation, cellular component: nucleus. NCBI's taxonomy places the organism in Eukaryota, Metazoa, Chordata, Actinopteri, Syngnathiformes, Syngnathidae. The transcript is spliced from 10 exons. Gene Ontology annotation, molecular function: DNA-binding transcription factor activity, RNA polymerase II-specific; RNA polymerase II cis-regulatory region sequence-specific DNA binding. Bases 510 to 2207 code for a protein of 565 amino acids.